GAUAAGUUAUAUAUACAUUAAUAUUUAAAAUAAAAAAAUAGUUGUGAAAUUCGUGGCGAUGUAUGUAGACCCAGCGACAUACCGCAACACGUUGUUUUCUUAAUCGCCUAUAUUUAUCAAACGCACGUCGUAAAUUCGUAAAUCGAUAAAACUCCUGUCGCACAACCCACGGCCUUCCGCCAAUUUCGAUCCCCGGCACGUAUACUUAGACAAAAAGUGUAUUUUUUUUGUGUUACGUUUGAAUGCAAUAGGAUAAUAAUGUGAACAAGUAAACAGUGCGCAGUGCAAUUGAAAUAACGUUCUCGUCGUGUUUUUUUUUUUUUUUUUAUUUUGAAAUUGCAGAACAAUCGCAUCGCCAAGCUGAACAACGGCAACUUCGUCAUGUACUCUAAGAUCAAUAAGCUGCUGCUAUCGGACAACGUGGUGCACGAGGUGCCGGCCGGAUUGCCCAAGUCGCUGGUGCAUCUGAACCUGAAUAAGAACCCGAUAAAGAGCAUGGACCAGCUGUCACGCGCUGUCGGACUGCAGGUGCUGAGCCGCUGUGGCCUGGCCAUGUACCCGGCGCUGGACGUAUCCGGCAACGAGCUGCUGAAUGACCUGGACCCGGUUGCUUUGGUGGCUACGUGCCGGCUGUACUGGCUCAACGUGAUAGGCUGCACCGCGCUGUUCCGACUACUCGAGUCCCGUUGCCGGUGCCUGAGCGCCGUCCAAUGGACGCGCAACCAUAAAAUCCUAAUGUUCGGUAUGCCGCCAUGUCCAGUCGCCAAUGGCACCAGUGUCACGGACAAAUGCACCGCACCCACGGCCCUGCACCAGGCUAUGACCCUUUUCGAGCGCUGCACGGACGAGUGGGACCGCCGGAACACGUAUCACCGGUCCAUUGGCCUGUGGCUGGUUAUCACGGUUGUUGAAGUUACCGUACCGAUGUACGUGCGCUGGCGGAACUGUCGCGACGCAAUAUCAAAGGCAGGAUCAGAUAUGCAUUCUGAUGAAUAGACUGCAUAUAGGUGUCUUACAAGCCGAGGUUUUUUUCAUAAAACGGUAAAUCAUCAAAUCUCAUAUGUAGAUGAAAAUACAGGAGCCCACACUCAAAGCAUUGAGAGUCAUGGUUGGACGCGAAAAUGAAAUUAUUGAAGAAAAUGAGAAGAGUUUCUCUUCAUUAUUUGUAGUUUCAUCCUGAUUACUUUUGCUAGUUAAUUGACGGUAAAUCAAGAUAGUCUUGAUCUUUUUCUCGCCUUGUUGGAAGACAUUCAGAAGGUAUACUAACAAUAAAAUUAAGUAGGUACUAGUGUAGUAAAUAGUGUAAUCAAACAUUAAUUAUUGUUUAU
Molecule: messenger RNA, 1328 nt
Organism: Sipha flava (yellow sugarcane aphid)
Lineage: Eukaryota; Metazoa; Arthropoda; Insecta; Hemiptera; Aphididae
Exons: 1
Coding region: 382-996 (204 amino acids)
Molecular function (GO): protein binding
Source: RefSeq, a predicted model, not a curated record